AUGUGCGAGUGCUCUGCAAACAUGCUGACAGCGGUUGAGUUGGCGCCGAGGAACGGCGAGUUUAGAGAAUGGAACGAAAAGCAGAGAAACGAGCUUGUGGAGUGGCUCCUGGCUGUGCUGACGUGGCAGCGCUUGCACGACGUCGCAGAACUACCGCCGGAGUGCUGUCAAACCAGCCUGGGUGGCGAUCUACGGCCAGUGCGGCCGGACAAGGUGGCGGCUCUUCUCCAGCCCAGGAAGAAGGCUGACGUGUUGCGCGCCAUCCAGGCCAUACGGUCAGUGCUCGAGGGGGCCAUGCUCUUCGCGAGUGACCGGAAAUAA
This is a messenger RNA of Klebsormidium nitens, 321 nucleotides long. The record is from the annotation of a GenBank genome assembly. Lineage: Eukaryota; Viridiplantae; Streptophyta; Klebsormidiophyceae; Klebsormidiales; Klebsormidiaceae.